Molecule: messenger RNA, 965 nt
Organism: Solea solea (common sole)
Lineage: Eukaryota; Metazoa; Chordata; Actinopteri; Pleuronectiformes; Soleidae
Product: histone H2A-like
Exons: 1
Coding region: 59-445 (128 amino acids)
Cellular component (GO): nucleosome
Molecular function (GO): structural constituent of chromatin; protein heterodimerization activity; DNA binding
Source: RefSeq, a predicted model, not a curated record
GCGCUGUUUGAGUCACACUUUCUCUGAGUUUGUCAGAAAAAUCUAGUAAAAAUUAACCAUGUCAGGAAGAGGCAAAACCGGCGGAAAAGCCCGCGCCAAGGCAAAGACUCGCUCCUCUCGUGCUGGACUCCAGUUCCCCGUCGGUCGUGUUCACAGGCUGCUGCGCAAAGGCAACUACGCUCACCGUGUGGGUGCCGGCGCCCCCGUCUAUCUGGCCGCUGUGCUCGAGUACCUGACCGCUGAGAUCCUGGAGCUGGCUGGAAACGCCGCCCGCGACAACAAGAAGAGCCGUAUCAUCCCCCGCCACCUGCAGCUGGCCGUCCGCAACGACGAGGAGCUCAACAAACUCCUGGGCGGAGUGACCAUCGCUCAGGGCGGCGUGCUGCCCAACAUCCAGGCUGUUCUUCUGCCCAAGAAGACCGAGAAGCCCGCCAAGUCCAAGUAAACCACAACAACUCCACAAACAAAAGGCUCUUUUAAGAGCCACACACUCACUCUGAAAAACUGCUCAUCCUCCUUUAAAAUACAGCAAAACUGUCAAUGUUAUGUUGAUGUUUAUUAAUAAUGAUAUAUAAUAAACAUCAAACAACAUAUUCCAUUCACAAUAUGUGAUUGAUGAUGUCAUGCAUCAUUUUAUAUAUACAUCAAAUACACGUACCCACUGUGUUACUGUAGUUUAGUGAAAAUGUAAACGCAUUAACACUUGAUUCAAUCAUUAGGAUGAGACUGAUACAAUGAAGAGGGAAGUGAAAGAAACAAUGCAACACAAUAUACAUAUACAUUAUACAUAACAUAAAUAUAUACGUGCAACACUGUCAUGUUUCUCUCUGCAGCUCUGUUGUGUAAGUCAUUUCAAUAUUUGUAUUAACAGGGCACAAUAUACGAUUAUAUGAUACAUCAAAUGUCUGAUGUGAUUAUGAACACAAUGACUUUCUAAACCAUGUAAUAAACAAAUAUUACAUGUU